This is a messenger RNA of Zingiber officinale, 687 nucleotides long. Its product is annotated as putative nuclease HARBI1. Bases 1 to 687 code for a protein of 228 amino acids. The transcript is spliced from 3 exons. The record is from RefSeq and is a predicted model, not a curated record. NCBI's taxonomy places the organism in Eukaryota, Viridiplantae, Streptophyta, Magnoliopsida, Zingiberales, Zingiberaceae.
AUGGUGCCUUCCAUGCUUAUGGAGGGCGCCCUCCGCCUGAAGGUGGCGGAGGCGCUAGAUUGUGUUGGAACAUUAAAUGGAACGCAUAUACGUGUUAAGGUAUCUGAUGUAGACACACCUAGCUAUAGAGGAAGAAAGGAUUGGCCAAUUGUGAAUGUGUUGGUGGCAUGGUCCUUCGACCUGAAGUUCACAUAUAUCUUAUCUGGGUGGGAAGGAAUUGCAUCUGAUUCUCGAAUCGUCAAAAAUGCUCUAUAUAGAUGUGAUAAAUUAUUAAUUCUUCAUGGUAAAUACUAUUUAGUUGACUCUGGGUUUAUGCUGAAGAGGGGUUUAAUUAUCCCUUAUCGAGGAAGUCAUUAUCACUUAAAGGAAUACUCGAGAUGUGGCGCUACAAAUGCAAAAGAGUUAUUCAAUCUUAGACAUGCAUCUCUUCGCAAUGUAAUCAAGAGAGCUUUGGGGGUUCUAAAGAAGAGGUUUCCUAUUAUUGCUAGCGGAACAAAACCUCACUAUGAAAUUAGCAUUUGCACAGAUAUUAUCUUAGCAUGUUGUAUUCUUCAUAAUUUCUUAAUGAGGGUGGAUCUAGAUGAGAGGUUGAUUAGUGAAGUAGAUUAUGCAUUGAAUACAAAUUAUGACAAUGAAGUAAGUUGCAAUGAGAGACAAGACGAUGACCAGGCAAGGGAAUAUGAUUAG